This is a messenger RNA of Psylliodes chrysocephalus, 3228 nucleotides long. The record is from the annotation of a GenBank genome assembly. NCBI's taxonomy places the organism in Eukaryota, Metazoa, Arthropoda, Insecta, Coleoptera, Chrysomelidae.
CAUAAACUGUCAAAUAUUUGACAUUCCAAAUCAAAAUAUAAAAAACCAACACAAGUUUUUAUUAAAAUGCAGACAUUCCAACAUAUCACCUACUUUAAUUAUAUUUAAAAAAUUAUUAAAGAGCCAUAGUAAUAAUUGAAAAUAUGUUCUGUUUGAGGUUAUAGUUAAGGAGCUCCAAAGAGCCCCAAAAUGGUUGUGUUAAAUGGGGAAACGGGCAGAGAUUUCUGCAGCUGGCUUGUUCAUGUGAAGCUUUCCCGAAUAGUUGUGAUGGUCCUAGCAAUUUUAAUUCUCACUCCGUUAAUUACACAUUUUUAUCUAUCUAAAGUCGAAAGGAAUUCCUAUUACAUAGAACACAACGCACAUUCUCACGAAGAUCUACCAGAUGUAUAUAAUUUUAAAGAAUCCGAUCUUAGAGUAGGCGUCGAAGAGUUACUUAGAAUAAGGGGCUCUGUGCUCAGUGAAUUAAGGGAUAUUGAGAAAAAACGUCAACAAUACAAGUCUGAAAUACAAAAUUUUGCUAAAGAAAUUGACGAAUUGAAGCAGGAAUUAACGCACCAGCAGACCAAUUUAAAUAGGUUGAAGAUUUCGGUAGAGCAAGCACAAGUAGCGCAACAAGAGGCUCUGCAGCAAAAUACUCCAGAUUUGGCAUUACCGAAGAUACUCACCAUUAAUAAAUUGCCUCCUGUGAUGCCUGCUAUUCCACAAUAUGUAUCUAGAAGGUGUAGAAUGUACAGCUGCUUUGAUCAUUCCCGGUGUUCACUUACAUCAGGAUUCCCAGUCUAUCUCUACGAUCCAGAUCAGUUCCCUGUUAUGAAUGACGGCUGGGAUGUAGAUGGUUUUUUAAAAACAACACUCAAGCAGACAUUAGGCUACAAUCCGCAUUUAACCAAUGAUCCAAAGCAAGCUUGUAUAUUUCUAGUUUUGGUUGGUGAAGCUUUAAAAGAUACAGACGAUGUCAGUGAAAAUGUUGGUAAUCAUCUAAACCUCCCUGCCUUAGACUCAGAAGCUUUAAAGAGGCUUCCUUAUUGGGGCGGCGAUGGUAGGAACCAUAUUUUAUUGAAUUUAGCUAGACGGGAUCUCACAUCUGCCUCAGGAGAUAUGUUCUCUGAUAUUGAUACAGGGCGUGCCAUAUUAGUCCAAUCAACUUUUUCUUAUGACCUUUAUCGACCUGGCUUUGAUUUGAUUAUCUCACCCGUGUUAGGCCCACCAGGAGGCGAUGUCUGGCAAGAGUGCAGUCCAAUGUUGCCAGCGAGGAGACAUUAUUUACUGACUUUUCAGGGAGAAAUGAAAAAACCAAAAGUGGCAUCACCGAAUCCAAAAAACGACGAUUCUGAAGAUAAUAAUGUGCAACUUAACAGGUUUAUUUUGGAUCAUCUCAUUGGGCUUUUGAAAACAACCACCUCCGAUAAAUUCGUGUUUGAGUUUGAAUGCAAUCCAGCUAGUGAUAAUAACUUGAACUCUCUGGUCCAAGAUUGGGCUCUUUGUGGUACGGACAGCAGCAGACGGGCGAUUUUGAAAGAGUCUACUUUUGUAUUAAUUUUCGCUCCUGGUCGAGACGAUUUGAUGUCAACCACUCUCCUACAGGCCAGAGUGUAUGAAGCUCUAAGAUCAGGUGGCAUCCCAGUAAUCCUAGGUGGAGAUCAAAUAAAGCUGGCCUAUGACGAGGUUAUACAAUGGAGACGUGCCGCCAUAUUUCUGCCUCGUCCUCGCAUUACAGAACUUCAUUUCCUUUUGAGAGCCAUUCCAGAUGAGGAUGUUUUAUCUUUGAGAAGACAAGGUCGGCUUAUAUGGGAAAAAUAUCUGGCGUCCGUACAGAGUACAUUGGACACUAUAGUAGCUGUAUUGAGGGACAGGUUAAAUAUACCAGCCUCUCCUGCAGAAACUGUCAUGGCCAUGAGUGUUUUUAAUGAAACCUUUCAGCCAGUACAAGUGGCAGUCGCCAGUGAAGUGGAGCAAGAAGAGAGCCUAGGCCCACUAGAACCGCCGUUCGACAGUCCCGCUUUCCGUCGAAAUUACAGCCUAGCUUUAGUCCAAGGUACGGAAAUUUGGAACGAUUGGGGAGACCCAUUCCGUCUCUAUCCGACACUUCCUAUGGACCCGUUUCUUUCAUCUGAUGCCAAAUUUAUCGGUUCCGGUAGGGGCUUUAGGCCAAUCGGACAAGGUCAAGGGGGUUCCGGUAAAGAAUUUUCAGAAUCUUUAGGAGGAAAUUUCCCAAGGGAACAGUUUACUGUGCUACUCCUGACCUACGAGAGGGAACAAGUUUUGCUGGAUUCCAUAGCUCGGUUACGAGGGCUUCCUUAUUUAAAUUCUGUGGUUGUGGUCUGGAAUUCCCCUAGACCUCCGAGCCCGGAACUGCGAUGGCCUGACAUAGGCGCGCCCGUCCACGUUGUUAAGGCUGCUAGAAAUUCGCUAAAUAAUAGAUUCCUACCUUUAGAUAAUUUAAAGACUGAGGCCAUUUUGUCUGUUGACGACGAUGCGCAUUUGAGGCACGAUGAAAUUCUGUUCGGUUUCAGAGUUUGGCGAGAACAUAGAGACAGAAUAGUCGGUUUUCCUGGAAGGUAUCACGCUUGGGACCUGAAUACCAAAAACGGCUGGCUAUAUAAUUCCAAUUACAGCUGCGAACUCAGCAUGGUACUUACGGGGGCUGCUUUUAUUCACCGCCACUACCUUCAUCUGUAUUGGAAGUGGCUUCCACAAGCUAUUCGAGACAAAGUAGACGAGUAUAUGAAUUGCGAAGAUAUAGCGAUGAAUUUUUUGGUUAGCCACGUUACUAGAAAACCCCCGGUGAAAGUGACUUCGAGGUGGACUUUCAGAUGUCCUGGUUGUCCGCAGAGUCUUUCCGAGGACGAUACUCACUUCCAGGAGAGGCACAAAUGCAUUAAUUUCUUUACGCAGGUAUUUGGAUACACGCCGUUACUGAACACUCAAUACAGGGCAGAUUCAAUUCUAUUCAAAACUAGGAUACCUCACGACAAACAAAAAUGCUUUAAAUUUAUAUAAGGACUAAAACCAAAUAAUUGCCAAGUUUUAAUUGGUAUCUAGCUAGGCAGUAAGUUCAAUUUGUAUUAUAUUUUCAUUUAAUUUUACGAUGAUUUGUAAAUGAUUUUAAUUUUUUAAUUUAUUAUACAUUUUAACAAUGUAAUUUAUUGUGAUAUUAGAAUUUUUUACUGUUUUAAUGUGCCAUUUUUUUAAUAGAAGUAAAACUUGUAAAUAAAUAAAAAUCGUCUG